Monodelphis domestica (gray short-tailed opossum) is the source of this 3821-nucleotide messenger RNA. It is a transcript of the gene MERTK, whose product is annotated as MER proto-oncogene, tyrosine kinase. Lineage: Eukaryota; Metazoa; Chordata; Mammalia; Didelphimorphia; Didelphidae. Gene Ontology annotation, cellular component: signaling receptor complex; plasma membrane. The record is from RefSeq and is a predicted model, not a curated record. Gene Ontology annotation, molecular function: transmembrane receptor protein tyrosine kinase activity; protein binding; ATP binding. Gene Ontology annotation, biological process: phagocytosis; protein phosphorylation; cell surface receptor protein tyrosine kinase signaling pathway.
ACCCUCUCCUCUGGUCUUUUAAACUCCUAGGUGGCUGGCUGCAGAGUAGGAGCUGCAGCCUCAGAACUGGGCAUGCUCAGUGAUAGCUCGGGCAGGUUUCGGAUGCCAGCAGCCAAAUCAAGAGUCUAAACCUGUGGCUCCUGUCUGGCUGCUUGCCUCAGGCACUCAGGGUUCCCUACCCGGAGUGAACUGGAGCGGGAGUGGGUGGCUUAAGGGGGAGUGAAGAUAGGGGAUUUAGUAGGGAGUGGAGAUGACUGGCCUGGAUCUUCUCUGAUUCCUCUAUAACAACGACCAGUGCACGGCCGAGGGGCCCGUCCAGCUGUGAGCCUCUGGUCGGUCACUCCAGUCCUUCUUGGCAGACGGUUCUCCCUUUCUGGUUCGCCUGGAGCGAAGCAGCGCAGCUAUGGAGCUGGCGGGGAGGCUCCAGGGACUGCUUCUUCUCAUCCACCUCAUCCUCAUGCCAAUCUCGGGAGGAGAUUAUACUGACAUGGGACAAGACAAAAAAUCACACUUGACAACAACAGGACCUCCUUCAGAGAUUUUGUCACCCAACUACAAAGAAUCUGAUGCCUCUCCAACUAGAAUGGACAUUGCUAGCCCAGAGGUUACUCCAAUGCUGUCUGGGAAUCCACACAGAAGACAUGCAGAGAUGCCUGGGGCAGUAUCUGAAAAUGUGAUCUCAUCUCUUGCUUUUAAGCACACAAUAGGUCAUGUAAUACUUUCUGAGCAUAAAGAUGUCAAAUUCAAUUGCUCAAUCAGUGUGCCCAAUACAUACCUAGACACUGCAGUUAUCUCUUGGUGGAAAGAUGGAAAGGAGCUCCUGGGGGCUCAUCAUGUAAUCACACACUUUUACCCAGAUGAUGAAUUUACAGCAAUUAUUGCACCUUUCAGCAUAAACAAUGUACAACGCCCUGAUAAUGGGUCCUACUUUUGCAAAUUAAGAAUCAACAGUGAUGAAAUUGUGUCUGAGCCCAUCUACAUUGAAGUACAAGGACUUCCUUACUUCAUUAAACACCCAGAGAGCAUAAAUGUUAGUAAAAACACAGCCUUCAACCUCACCUGUCAGGCAGUGGGACCUCCUGAACCUGUUAGCAUUUUUUGGAUUCGAAAUAGCAGCCGUAUUAAUGACAAGCCAGAAAAAUCUCCUUCUGUUCUAACUGUCUCUGGUCUUACUGAAGCAGCAACAUUUAGUUGUGAAGCUCACAAUGAUAAGGGAUUGACUGUGUCCAAGGAAGGACAGGUUAAUAUAAAAGCCAUUCCCUCUGCUCCAAAUGAAGUCAUCAUCAAGAAUAAGACUGCCCAUACCCUCCUGAUCUCUUGGGUGCCAGGCUUUGAUGGUUAUUCCCCCUUUAUCAACUGCAGUGUUCAUGUCAAGGAAGUCAGUCCGUUGACUAAUGCAUCAGUCAUAAUCUUUAAUACCUCUGCGUCACCUCAUCUGUAUCAAAUUCAGCAGCUGCAGGCUUUAGCUAAUUAUAGCAUUGGGGUUUCCUGCAUGAAUGAAGUAGGCUGGUCUCAAGUGAGCCCUUGGAUUCUGGCCAGUACAACUGAAGGAGCUCCAUCAGCAUCACCUCUGAAUGUUACAGUAUUUCUGAAUAGUUCCAGUAAUAAUUUAGAAGUAAGAUGGAAAAAACCUCCACUUAAGCGCCAGGAUGGUGAACUGAUGGGCUAUACGAUAUCGUACAUGUGGCAGGGUGUGGAGUCAUUUGAAUAUUCUGAAGAAGUGGACCAGAAUGACAGCUUUGCUCUUCUUUCUGUGUUAGCUACUAAUACUACAUGUACAGUGAAGAUUGCUGUUGUCACUAAGGGAGGAAUUGGACCUUUCAGUGACCCAGUGAAUGUGUUCAUUCCACCUAAUGGCAUGAUAGACUUGGCUCCUUCUUCAACUCCAGCACCAGGGAAUACAGACCCAAUCAUAAUUAUUCUUGGAUGUCUUUGUGGAAUUAUUCUUAUUGGGCUAAUUCUUUAUAUAUCUCUAGCUAUUAGAAAGAGAUUACAAGAAACAAAAUUUGGGAGUGCCUUCAGAGAAGAGGCUUCAGAAUUGGUUGUAAAUUAUAAAGCAAAGAAGUCUUUCUCUCGACGAGCUAUUGAACUCACCCUGAGCAGUUUGGGGGUCAGUGAAGAAUUACAGAAUAAAUUGGAAGAUGUUGUAAUUGACCGGAACCUCUUGACUCUUGGAAAAAUUCUGGGUGAAGGAGAGUUUGGUUCUGUAAUGGAAGGAAAUCUUAAUGAACAGGAUGGAACAUCUCAGAAAGUAGCAGUAAAAACCAUGAAGUUGGACAACUUUUCCCAGAGUGAGAUAGAAGAAUUUCUCAGUGAAGCAGCAUGCAUGAAAGACUUUGACCAUCCCAAUGUCAUCACACUCUUAGGUGUAUGUUUAGAAAUGAGUUCUCAGCGCAUUCCAAAGCCAAUGGUUAUUCUACCCUUCAUGAAAUAUGGUGAUUUGCAUACCUACCUGCUUUACUCACGAUUGGAAACAGGACCAAAGCAUGUACCCCUGCAGACCCUACUGAAAUUCAUGGUAGAUAUUGCAUUGGGAAUGGAGUAUCUGAGCAACAGGAAUUUUCUUCAUCGAGAUCUAGCUGCCCGAAAUUGCAUGUUGCGGGAUGAUAUGACUGUGUGUGUGGCUGAUUUUGGUCUCUCUAAGAAAAUUUACAGUGGUGAUUAUUACCGGCAAGGUCGUAUAGCCAAGAUGCCUGUGAAGUGGAUUGCCAUAGAGAGCCUUGCUGAUCGUGUCUACACAAGCAAAAGUGAUGUGUGGGCCUUUGGAGUGACCAUGUGGGAGAUAGCCACCCGAGGGAUGACUCCAUAUCCUGGGGUCCAGAAUCAUGAAAUCUAUGACUAUCUUAUUCAUGGCCACCGACUGAAGCAGCCUGAUGACUGUUUGGAUGAACUGUAUGAAAUAAUGAGCUCUUGCUGGAGAGUUAAUCCUUUGGACCGACCAACCUUCUCAGAGUUAAAACUCAGACUAGAAAAGCUCUUGGAAAGUUUGCUUGAUGGCCAGGAAAAAGCAGAUGUAAUUUAUAUUAAUACACGACUGUUGGAGGACUAUGAAGGAAUGGCAGAGGAUCCUAUGUUCACUCAGAUGGAAAUGGACAUUGAUCCCAAUUAUAUCAUUGCCUCCUGCACUCCCAAGCCUGACUCUAGUGUAGUCACAGUAGAAAUGCAUGAGAAUCAUCUUAAUGAAGAAAGAUAUAUCCUGAAUGGAUUAAGUGAAGAAUGGGAAAUGCUUCCUUUGACUGCUCCCACAUCAGUGACUCCUGAACAGAUGAACACAGUUUUAUUGGAGGACAAAGUUUUGAGGAAUGGGGCAACAUGGUCACAGUCUAGCACUCUGCCUAUGAGUAGUACCUUACAUGAUGAACUGUUGUACGCAGAUGAUUCUUCAGAAGACUCUGAGGUUCUGAUGUGAAAGAGGAUGGUGAUAAGACUUGAAGGGAAUGAUAGGGUUCUAGAUGAGAAAGAUCUACAGAUGAUUUAUUCUUUUAUUAUUUACUUGGUUUUUCACCAAGUAAAUAGUCUAGUUCCAAAGUGCCAUUUGGAAGUUGACUAGUUAAGUAGCUAUUAAAAAUUCAUAAUAUAUAUUUGUAAAUAAAGAAAUAUGUGUGUAUAGAAAGAGUUGCAAAGAUUAUAUUUUAUUAAAAGAUGAUCUAUUUUAUUUCACCAUAUCUUGUAGAUAUGAACAUUUAGGUUUAAAUAGUUUUAUCUUGCCAACAUUGGUUUCUUAUUCACAUCAUGUAUAAAGAUUUUAAAAAGCUGUUAAUGUUUUCCUUUUUUCUUUUUGUAAAUUAAUAAUGAAUAAAUUUGCACAGUGAAAUUUUAAA